This is a messenger RNA of Pogona vitticeps (central bearded dragon), 2045 nucleotides long. The record is from RefSeq and is a predicted model, not a curated record. NCBI's taxonomy places the organism in Eukaryota, Metazoa, Chordata, Lepidosauria, Squamata, Agamidae.
UGGGGGUUAUAGCCAUGGUGAGAGGGAUGGGGAUCAGGAACAGCUUACCAUGUAGCAGGCAGAGUUACAGUGUGAAGCUUAGGCCCCUGGGACCGAAACAAACAAACAAACAAACCAAAAGGGAAGCGGAUCCUUUUUUUACAAGGGAAAAGGAAACACGUGAUCACAGCCCUGAGUGGAGACGAUGGAAAAUUGUGAAAUGCCAAAGAAAACAACGCUGUUGGUAGCCAGCUUAUUCCUGCUGCUUCCUCUACCUGUGCUUGCUCAGAGCCCUGGCGUCAUUCGUGUCAGCCCAGAAAAAGGAGGCGAUUAUUGCUUCCUCUUCCCUUCCCAGUGGACGAAGUCACAUCACAAGGGUAACAAAAAUCCAUGGUUUGUCCUUCAGCCGUUAACGGAGAAUCUUACUUACUCCGCCAUGUGUUGCCUACCUUCAUUCUUUGGGGAGGAAGAUCAUGACGAGGGCGGACUCAGCAGCCGAAUAGCAUCUGUAAGGGAGGGCAACUGCAAUUUCUUUGAGGGUGCCAGACUCCAUCUAAUAAACAGAACCCAUGGUCUGUUGACCCUUGGUGGAGAUGCGCCAUAUCCCAUGAGAAGCUGGAGAUCUGGACACAGCUGGGGUCACUGUGAGGAGAUUACUAUCCCAGGGGCACUGCUCAAUGACGUGGACAUUCUCUACUUGCUGCUGAAACACCUGAUUAGGGACCUGCUAUACAAAACUGGAAUCAUCUACCUGAUGUCAAUGGGGAUAGUCACAAUAGGAAGCUACUGGGCAGGAUGCACAGAGAAAAAGAAACAGCAACAUAGCAAAAGCCAAACAGGAGACUUUGGUGAGAUUACAAUUGAUACCAACAUCUAUUUUACAGGUAUUUAUACAUUAUCAGCCACCUUCAUGCUGUUUGCUCUCUGCUGCUUCUAUGAUUUCUUGGCUUAUGCAAUGAUUGGCCUCUUCUGUCUAUAUGCCUCUAUCAGCCUAUAUUAUUGCCUGGCUCCAUUUAUGAAAAAGUUCCCAUUUGGAGACCGCAUCAUCCAUCUUCCCUAUUUCCACAAAGAUCUAGCAGUCAGAACAUUACUUCUGGUAGUGCUGUGUACCUCUGUCAGCGCAAUCUGGGUUAUUUUCAGAAAUGAGGAAGAGUGGGCCUGGGUUUUGCAAGAUCUUCUAGGAAUGUCCAUUGGCAUUUACAUUCUGCGAACUGUUUACAUGCCUACCUUAAAAAACUGUAGCUUGCUUCUGUUGGCUCAUUUGCUUUUUGACACAGUCUGUCUGUUCAUCGCUCCUCUCCUAACCCAAAUAGGAAGAAGCAUCACAGAUGUGACAGCUUUUGGGUCAUCUGGCUCAGAAAAGAUCCCCUUUCUGUUAAAAGUACCAAUGCUGUCCACAACUUCAAUUCUGGAUGGCAGUUCCUUCGCAAGCGUUGGCCUGGGAGAUAUUGUACUUCCUGGUUUCCUGGUAGCCUACUGCCGCAGGUUUGAUGUUCGAGUUGACUCCACAGGGAUCUAUUUUCUAGCGUCUAUUCUGGCUUACAGCUAUGGUCUCCUGGUGAAUUUUGUUGCAGCUACGGUCUUGCAAGCUAGUCAGUCAACCCUCCCGUACCUGGUGCCCUGUAUACUCAUCGCUACUCUGGCUGUUGCUGCUUCACGCAAAGAGAUGAUACUUUUUUGGAAAGGGAUGGGUACUGGAGAGGACUCCUCCAACUACUCUUUGCACAAAGUCAUCAAGCAUCCAAACGGGUCAAUAAAUGCAGAUGGACAAGUCUGCCAACGAGGAAGGGAAAAAGAAAUUGUCAACAUCACAUUCUGCAAGGAAGAUCUUACUGGCAACAGCACAUUUGCCGAGGAGUCACCUGACCUGAAGACCCACCCUGGGGAGAUUACUGACUGCAUUCCAAGUCAUGAAGGGUCAAUCAGUCAACAGGAUGCCUAUAAAAAGGAAGAGGCCUGAGAUGCAUCACUCCAUACAGCCGGGGGUAGGGGAUGGACAGGGAGCGCAGGGCAUUUCAGGGAUGACCAAGUGCAAGUCAAUUAAACCUCAUUGGGGAGAAAAAAAA